GCUCCAGCAUCGACGAGUCGCGCGCGCUCAUCGUUGAGUUCCCGUCGCGAGCUAAGGACGCCCUGACACGACGCGUCGCGACGUCGUAUACAGGUGGAUAUUUUUUGUUGUUUUUUUUUUCGUCGGAAAAUUUUGACUUUUUUUUUGGUCUUGGGUCACCUGGCUAGACCAAGAAGACGGGACCACGUGGAAAAUGAAUGAACGGAUCUUUUGUUGUUCAUUGACUGUUUAGUUGGGCUUGUUGUAUGUUGGGGAUAGGUUCUUUUUUAUUUAUUGUUGAUCAUUGUUGUCGAAUCAGAGGAGUGUUUUUGGGACUUGUCGAGAUGAGAAAUAUGAAGACGCUGCUGAAGUGAUCGAAGACUUUGACUUAUGUCUGUCGAUUGAACAAGUUUUUGUGUGGAGGGUCAAGGGACGAUGGGGAUGGUCAGGUGGCCAGGGACGUGUGUGACACGCGUGCAAUAGCCAAUCAGGCGGGGGCGACCGCGUGUGGCGAGAAAAUUUUUAUUAAGGGGGUUGUUGUUGAAAAAAUAUUAAAAUUGAAAAAUGUCGUCUUCGAAGACUCUUCACAACGAGCAUAUCAAGCGUCCUAUGAAUGCUUUCAUGGUCUGGUCUCGUGGACAGCGUCGCAAGAUGGCUCAGGAAAAUCCAAAAAUGCAUAAUUCCGAAAUUUCGAAAAGACUCGGUGCCGAGUGGAAAUUGUUGAGCGAGAGCGAGAAGAGGCCUUUCAUCGACGAGGCCAAGAGACUCAGGGCGCUUCACAUGAAGGAACAUCCUGACUACAAGUACCGUCCACGUCGAAAGCCGAAGACGUUGGUGAAGAAGGAAAACAAAUUUGGAUUUUCACUGUCACCCCUGGUCUCGUCGAGUGAAACACUCAGUAACUUAUCCAGAGGGUUGCUACCACCCUUGGCACCGCCGAGUCAUUCACUGGUGGGUCACGAGGACCUGAAGAUACCAAGAUUCUUUCCGCCAUUCCCGUACCAUCUGUAUCCGCUGCAGCACAAGCUGAGCGAAGACUUCGCCGUGGGUGUAGGCGUCGGUGGGGGUGUCGGUACCGGAAGCGGAAAGCUUGCAGCCGACCUGGCCUUCCAAGCCAUCUACGGGAGCACCUUUUACUCCCAGGCAGCAGCAGCAGCCGCCUGGCCCGCAUUGCCAGCACCUCCAUGUCUUCCAAAUUGUGGAUGUCCAAGUCCCAACAAGGACCCUAAGAGGCCAUCGUCGUCGUAUCUUCAGGUCAAGCCGGAGGAGCGCUUCCCGAUAAAUGCUACGACAGCGACAAUAGCCGUCGGAACGGAAACUCGUGACUCCAGGAGCCAAGAGGAGCAUCCUUGUUACCGUAAAGCAGACGUGGACGCUUUGUUCUCACUGGAAAAAACCGAAAGUCCAUUCGAAAGCACAAACAAAUCCGAGGAGAAAACCGAAGGAAGAUAUUCCUCAGCCUCGGAACGUUACACCGAUAAGUACACAGGAUUGUCGAGCAAGAGCGCCACCGUCGGCGGUGGAUUCACAGUGCAGAAUCUAGCCGGAAGUCCACUCGGUGCUGCUCAACACGUCAUAUGAAGGCCGCUACCGGUUCUUCCGGAUCUUAACUUUCGGGGGAACCUAAUAUCCAGCUGGCCAGCACCCGAUUGGUGGAGGAUGCCGCCCAUGUUAUCACCGAUCUCUCAGGUUGGCAUCUCCAGCCUUGGUAGCAGCGUCACUGCGAUAACCAGCACCACGACAGCCACCAUGACCAGCAGCGCGACAACGGUCGAAGAAGAGGAUGACGAGGAUGACAGAGACAGAAGUAGCAGUUCGCGUUCGUCAAGAACAGCGACGUCCCUCUCGGUCGGUAGUGUUCAAUGAAAAGAUAAAAGAAUAUCAGUGCUUAUAAUAAUUAAAAAAAAAAAAGACAAUCCCAACCAGUGCACAAAGGAACCAGUGAAAAUUUAAUUAAAUAAUAACGCGGUACGUACGCCAAUGAAGGGUGCUUUUAUCAUUAAAGUCUAAUCGAGAUCGAUAGGCUGAAUGGUCCAGGAGCGAUAAGCGAGUGAGAGCAGUGCGGUUUAAGGUAAAUCCUACAAAGAGAUCUCUUUUCCGAAUAACACGUGGAGAGAGAGAGAGGGACCAGUAGACUCUAGAGUAAAGCGAACGAGUAUAUGGGAAAUAAGGGAGAGUCCAAUUCUGAUGAGAUAACCAACCCUCUCCUCGCCACAUACCACAUUAUACCAUGCGAACGACCGAGAGCCAAAUCAUUCAGGCAUCCUAGGCUAUCCCGUAAAAAAAGCCUUUCCGACGGAAGCAAAUCUCUUCUUUGGCGGUCAGCCAUGCGAAAUAAGCCAAACAUUCUGAAUACUGACGCAAGGCACAUGGGGAUCCGCCCUGUAGUCAUAGUAAAACGCAUACGUAUGCGUAAGUACACGUGCAUACGGACAGAUUUAAUGCGGCGUCGCGACGCCUCUCGACGCUCCGCCUACGUAACCGCGACUUUAUUCUCCUUAUUUUGUUCUCGUGCGAUCGCCAUGUGAAAAUAGGCCACGCGUACUCGCGCACGGCCCAACUUGAUGCCGCACGACUUGGCCGGCCUGAAGAAAUUGCAGGAGUUCAGACAAAUUGAAUUGAGGCAAAAGUGACGUUUUCUCAAUGCCUGUUAACGGCUUUCCAAACAGUAUGAACUUGUGCGAAAGUGUCUAAUGGCGAAGGUAGGACGCUUCGCUGAAAUCGACCCUCGCACGUAGACAGCAUUAUGGUCAUUAAGACCCAAGGGACUUAAUAGCCCUUUUGUAAGAUAAAA
Molecule: messenger RNA, 2773 nt
Organism: Cephus cinctus (wheat stem sawfly)
Lineage: Eukaryota; Metazoa; Arthropoda; Insecta; Hymenoptera; Cephidae
Product: transcription factor Sox-21-B-like
Exons: 2
Coding region: 544-1560 (338 amino acids)
Biological process (GO): regulation of DNA-templated transcription; anatomical structure morphogenesis; cell differentiation
Molecular function (GO): DNA-binding transcription factor activity, RNA polymerase II-specific; RNA polymerase II cis-regulatory region sequence-specific DNA binding
Source: RefSeq, a predicted model, not a curated record